Molecule: messenger RNA, 5248 nt
Organism: Leucoraja erinaceus (little skate)
Lineage: Eukaryota; Metazoa; Chordata; Chondrichthyes; Rajiformes; Rajidae
Product: zeta-sarcoglycan
Exons: 8
Coding region: 1533-2432 (299 amino acids)
Biological process (GO): heart contraction; cardiac muscle tissue development
Cellular component (GO): sarcolemma; sarcoglycan complex
Source: RefSeq, a predicted model, not a curated record
GGAGUCAGGGGAUAUGGUGAGAAGGCAGGAACGGGGUACUGAUUGUGGAUGAUCAGCCACGACCAUAUUGAAUGGCGGUGCUGGCUCGAAGGGCCGAAUGGCCUACUCCUGCACCUAUUGUCUAUUGUUGCUGAUUGGCCACAUUUUAUCAGGUGCAAGCGUGAAACAGCAAUUAGAACAUUUGACACUUCAUCGGCAAUUAACAAAACUUGCACGAAUGGUUAACUCGGAGAUCUGUUUAUUUUGGACAUUUGAUAGUUUUGGAUGAACAGUUUUGGAUAGGAAAGAUAAACGAGUAAAUGAACAAACUAAAGACAUCAGAUUAAAAUUGCGUGGAAAUGUCAUAUUUGUAUAAGUCUCAUUAUUUUGAAAAAACCUAUAACGAAGUCUUGAUCUAAAAACUUUCAACGACAAUCUUUGACGGGUGCAUUUUUUUUAAUUAUUUGCCUUAUCUGCUGAAGAGUAUUACACUGAAACCCCCAGGCUGUGAUCAGCUUUCCGGACUUCCCGACACUCGUCUUUAAAUUGAUUAUUAUAUUCCCAAAUAGCACUGUGCACUUUCAAGCUGAUUUGGGAAAAGCUCUGCUCUUCAGUGAAUAACCGAUUAAAUUAUUUUUGCAUCAUGAGCUACACGGUAUUUACGCGAUAAUGUGAACUCGAGUGUUGUAACCAAAUGUUACUUAAGCGGUUAAUUCCCAGUUGCCGGCUGUGAGAAUCGACGGGCAUUAAGACCAGUCGGUGUACUGGCUGCUGGAGGAUAUUAGCGCUGUCGACUUGCAAGAAACCCCUCAGGGUCUUAAAAAGACAGGAGUGUAGUCACCUGGUGGUCAAGGGCAGUAAAACACAAGUGAAUCAGCCCUUGUCUGCUACAGAUGCUUCUUUCUGCCUACGCUUCCUGCUCUAUCCGUUUGCUGAGAAUGUUAAAAUGAGAGCAUUUCCUCCGGAUCCCUGGUAUUAUCUUGUGAAUAUUAUCAGCUGUCAGCAGUUUCAGCCUGAAGUCAGCUCUGGGUACUGUUUUUAACCGCAGUCGGUGAAAUUGAUCAUGCUAAUGGCUUACAGCUGAUCAGAUAUGAAAUUAGAUACUACAUCAGCAUAAUGGAGAAAGGCUAUCACCAACUGCUGCACUCGCCAGUUUAAGUAUUUGUGUUCCUGUAAAUUGCCGCAUGAUGCCAUACAAGGGAAAUGGUUGUUAAUGAUGCAACGAUUUUCUGCCAUUUAGUUCUUCACUAAAGAAAAAUAUUUUCUUCCGGAAAGAAGGAUUUUCCUUUUUUUUUAAAUCACAGAAGACGUGAUCUACUGGUUUGGGGCAUAAUUUGCGUUUGCAAAAGAAAUCCCGAGGAAGAAAAGUGGUUGGAAAAAAAAUCACUGGAGGCGUGAUCUAUGGGAAUAAGACUGAAAGAGACCCGAACUCAGCGAAGGACGAUGCUGAGUUUGAGCUGGGAAUUGCAAGUCUAGAUUUUACAACUUUCUACUUCUUCCUGCCGCCUCUCCUGCAAUUUGUUACACCAGUCCUGGACCGUAAAGAGUUAAAGAUGACAAGAGAACAGUAUAUCUUGGCAACACAACAUAACAACCUGCAGAGACCGGAAAAUCAGCAAGUCUAUCAAGUAGGAAUUUAUGGGUGGCGGAAGCGGUGUCUAUACUUUUUUGUGCUUCUCCUGAUGGUGACAAUGAUUGUCAAUCUUGCAUUGACAAUAUGGAUAUUGAAAGUAAUGAAAUUCUCAGUGAAUGGAAUGGGAAACCUAAAAAUCACAAAUAAAGGGAUAAGACUGGAAGGCAAAUCUGAAUUCUUUCUUCCAUUAUAUGUCAAAGAAGUUCAUUCACGUAAGGACAGCCCACUGAUGUUGCAGUCUGACAGGAAUGUAACCGUGAAUGCUCGCAAUAACCUUGGACAGAUUACUGGGCAGCUGACAAUUGGUUCUAAUGCUGUAGAGGCCCAGUGCAGAAGAUUUGAAGUAAAAGCAGGAGAUGGCAAGAAGGUGUUAUUUUCUGCAGAUGAAAAUGAAAUUGCUAUUGGAGUUGACAAACUGCGGGUAACAGGUUCAGAAGGUGUAGUAUUUGAACAAUCAGUGGAAACGCCUCAUGUCAGAGCUGAGUCUUCACAAGAGCUCAAGCUGGAAUCUCCCACCCGGACUCUGACAAUGGAAGCCCCAAAGGGAGUAUAUAUCACUGCAACGGAAGGGGGUCUCAAGGCUACCUGUCGAAGAGAACUUGAGCUCCAGUCUACAGAUGGGGAGAUAUUUUUAAAUGCAAAGACAAUCCGAUUGGGAAACAUCCCCCAGGUCUCAGCCUCUUCACCGUCAGCCAGUUCUUCGAACCUGCGUCAGACUGUCUAUGAAGUAUGUGUGUGUCCGAAUGGGAAACUCUUUCUGUCACCAGUAUCAGCGGGUUCCACCUGCCAGUCCAGCAGCAGUGUCUGUUUGCGGAUUUGAGCCUAUUGACGCUGCUGCACUUCUACCACCGUAAAAGCCUUCUUGGUACUAUCCCUUGGCUCUGUUUAACUGUAACAGUGAAUUGGGAACCAUUAUGAAGCUACAAGGCCUCUGCUGGAACAGGGCAGGAGGACAUGGCUGCCUUUCAAACGGUAAUGGACCAGUCAGUGUAUUGACUGUGGGUGAGGACAAGCCUGCACCAGAACAAACUGGAUACCACCCUCCUUCCAGAUGGGGUAAAAUACACAGGUGCCUUUGCUAAUCCAAGUAAAGCACAUAGUUAUAUUUUAUUGUUAGCAGGACCUGGUUAUGAAAGGAAUGAGCAUUUAAUACCACAAAUACGAUAAUGUCAUUUCUCAGAACUUUAGUUUCCUUUUUCACAUUUAACUGGACUUUGGUUUUGUCAUGUAGUUCUAGACAGAAAAAAAACAAGGGAUUCCUAAUUCAUUUUGACAGAACAUUUAAAGUGUGGUAUUUGCAUGUCAGUCAUUUGAAAAGGAAUGAACAAAUCAUUUGUUCAUGUUCCUUUUGUUUUCCAAUGUGUAAAGAAAUAAUUUCAGCUGUAAUGAACACAUUCUUUCUGGGCCUUGUUGGUGAAACUAUAGCUUUGUGAUAUUGAUUAUUUUUGUGAUGUGGUAUAAACCAAAGAAUGGAACAUGUGAUGUAGAUUCCAGACACCGCAGAGUGCAGGUGGUACUAGCCAGCACAACAGCACCAAGAGCAUUUCAGAGACAUUGGUGAGUGAACAUCCAUUUCCUAUAAUUGGUGAAAAAAUAUCCAGAAUUUACAAUCUGGCCGUACCAUACCCAAUAAAUCAUGAACUAUUGAUUCCGAAUCUCAACUUCUUAAAUAUUUGAUUCAAGGAUAAAUCAAAAAUGUGGUGCUCCCUCAACCUCGCACAGCUUGGUUUUGGAGUGGUUCUGCGGAACCACUUAAUUUAAAUUUGUACUCAUCCCUAAAGGACAUCACAUCCCAUCUUUUAUCUGUUACACCAGGCCUGCCAGUUUUUUUUUUCUUUCCUUUCUUUACUAAUCUCAUUAAAGUACAUUUUCUUUAUGUAUGGAAAAUUAAAUCUGAAUGAUAAAGGAAACUAUUUUCUUACACAUUCUAUGCAAAUGUUUGUAAAAUUGCAAUAUUGCCAAAAUGACAAAAGCUGUGCUUUUGUACUCUAUGUCUCUUGCUUUAUGUAAAAUGAAAACAUUUUUUCUACUUAUAAGAGAGGAGCUGUAUGUCUUGUUAACUGUGGCUAAGGGUUGUAAGACCUCAUGUCAGACUCACCAUAACUUCAUGAAUUAAAAACCAGGUUUGAAAAGUUGUCAGUUAAAUUACGUUUGACUUCCAAAGCAAACUUGACUGAAGAGGUUUGGCCACAGUUUGCUUGCAGCAAAAGCAUCUGACUUCAGACAAACCUGUGGACAGUUGGUGAGAGUAAGGCAUUGCAGGAACUGUUUGCAGUAGACUAUGUUAUAUGGCGGAGAAUAUUGGCAAGCCUUUAAAAUGAUUAUCUUAUUCUGCUACAUUUCAAAGAAUGGAUAAAUGAAUGGGGCUAAUGAUAUAUUUUGUGUAGUUUUUGAUAAUAUAUUUAAUAUGAAUAUGUUUAUCACUCCUUGCUUCAAAAGUAAAAUAAGGCAGUUCAGCAAAAUCUGUUUAAAUUGGUCUUUUGUUAUAAUGUCAGCGAAAUGUGAAAAGGGGGAUUGAUAGUGUGAAUGAUUAAUAGUGUGAAUAGUGUGAAUUAAUUCUAAAAGGAAGUGAGCUUUAAAAUCAAUUAGGUUGUUUGAACCCAGUUUUGUAAGUUCAGCUCAUUGCAGCAAACCUGGAUAUCAAUCGUACAGACAUAAAAACAGUAGUCCUACUUUAAAUUUUGGGCAAGUGACUAGUUUUUAAUCUGACUGACUGAUCUCAGUAUAAUGGAAGUGCCCGAUCAAAGUAUCUAAUCAAAUUCAGUAUGAUCUGGCUGAACGAUAGCAUCCUGUCAGUUUUGAAUGUGGCCUUUGUUAUUAUCUGACUAUAUUUACACUGUAAGGAUGCAAUGAAAUAUUGGUCUCCAGUAACUACAAUUAUAAUUGCAUUAUCUAUAUCAUUAGGCUGACCUCACCAAGUCAUGCAUUGCCCGUCUUAAAAUUUAGCUUUAAAAAAACAAAAGUUUUGAUUGAAAUCAACAGAGUACAACUUUUCAAACUUGGUGUUUAAUUUUUUUUUUUUUAUUAUUUCAGUGUUUCGCUGAUUUUUUUGUGACUGUGCAUACAUGUAUAUUUUGGUGAAUUUGGUUGAAAGUAAUGAGUUUUAUUUUCUUCAAGCCACUGUUGUAGACUUGUUCAGUUGGUCUCCAGAGGUGUCCAAGGUUAAAGGGGCACAGGGUCCACUUAAAUAUGGCAGGGAUCCUGACACACCAGACCACUUCUGCUUCCAGGUUUUUCCUUCUUGCUGCAUAAGGGAUAAGAACUCCAUCUGAUCCUUACAGGAUAAACAUCAUUGCGAGUGGUGGUGAUGGGAUCUGAACAUGAACAUGGGGUUGGGUUUAAGAAAUACUCAGUAAAACCACUUCUGUAUUCCUGCUCCAUUAGUACAGGAGGCCAGGACAUUGAUGCAAAAUGAAGAAGAUUCUAAUUGACUCCAGCAGGGUGCGGGGAUUCAACGUUGGUUCCCACACAAGUGGGAGAUUGGCUGACGUUAUGAUGGGUCGAGGGGUGGGAUCUUUUUUGCGGAAUGGGGCAGAGGCAUAAUGUAACCCCUCCUACCUCACAUCUACAAAAGCCAAGCACAUAGUUACUUGCUUACACAGGUGUUGGAGGUGUGGCUUGUGCACCUUACUCGUC